This is a messenger RNA of Setaria italica (foxtail millet), 1166 nucleotides long. RefSeq names its product ethylene-responsive transcription factor ERF039. The record is from RefSeq and is a predicted model, not a curated record. Gene Ontology annotation, biological process: regulation of DNA-templated transcription. The transcript has a single exon. Gene Ontology annotation, molecular function: DNA-binding transcription factor activity; DNA binding. NCBI's taxonomy places the organism in Eukaryota, Viridiplantae, Streptophyta, Magnoliopsida, Poales, Poaceae. Bases 148 to 885 code for a protein of 245 amino acids.
UGCAACUCACUCCGAUCAGUUCUAAGUUGUAGCAGCGGAUCAAGUCGCAAGAAACACCACUUGCCCGUCGUCAUCAACAGCAAGCGAGCAGGAUUAUUAGUCGAUCGCCAUCGUCAGUUCUUCACUUCUUGUCACGUCAGGCCGGGAAUGGAGCACGAGCAGGUGCUUCCUCAAGUGUCAGUGGGCGGCUGCACCUGCAGCGACAACUCGAGCUCGAUCACCUCCCUGAACGCGUCGUCGCCGAGCUCCAGCGACGACUCCGGCAGCAAGGGCACGAAGCGGCCGCGCAGGGACCUGAAGCACCCGACGUACCGCGGCGUGCGCAUGCGGACGUGGGGCAAGUGGGUGUCGGAGAUCCGGGAGCCCCGCAAGAAGUCGCGCAUCUGGCUCGGCACCUUCGACAACCCGGAGAUGGCGGCGCGCGCGCACGACGCCGCCGCCGUCGCUAUCAAGGGCCGCGCCGCGCACCUCAACUUCCCGGAGCUCGCCCACGAGCUGCCCCGCGCCGCGUCCGCAGCACCCAAGGACGUCCAGGCCGCCGCCGCGCUCGCCGCGGCCACGCUGCUGCCUGCUUCUUCUUCGUCGCCCGUCGUCGUCCCGUCCUACGAAGACGACGACGCUGGGGACGCCGGUACGGUGCCUGAUCAGGUUGUCGAGCAGCAUGAUGAUCAAGCAGCGGCGCCGUGCUUCGGCAUUGAGAAUGCAGCUCCGUUGUGUGGUGGCACUGGACUGGACCUCGCGUUUCUCGACGUGCCGGAUGCUCCUCUGGACUUUGGGUACAUGCUGUCGCCGCUGCCAUUGCCUCCGUCUUACUGGGGCUCGCAGUGGGAUGAGAUCGCCGACGAGCUCUGCUUCGAGGAGCCCUUGCUGCUCUGGGAACAUUGACGGUCGAUCGUCGAAGAGUAGCUAACAGGAUGCACGAGAUUCUUUGAUUUCUUGUUUUCGGUCAAUGCGUUAGUGUGUAACUAACCUUGUCGUCCGUCGUCACUGUGAUGCAUGCUAACAAAUUAGCAACGUAGCUGUAGUUAGACUGAAUCAUAUUUUUUAAAAUUUUGAUUCCGUUGCAGGUCAAUAAGAUCAAUAUCGCUUUGUGCGAUAUCAUGCAUAUGUAUAUAUAUGAUGUAUGCAUGUCCUCAGCAAGUUCCUAUUCAAGACUACUAUUUCUG